Messenger RNA from Penicillium arizonense, 1839 nucleotides. Its product is annotated as fungal specific transcription factor domain-containing protein. Gene Ontology annotation, molecular function: DNA binding; zinc ion binding. The coding region runs from base 1 to 1839 and encodes 612 amino acids. Gene Ontology annotation, biological process: DNA-templated transcription. The record is from RefSeq and is a predicted model, not a curated record. The transcript has 6 exons. Lineage: Eukaryota; Fungi; Ascomycota; Eurotiomycetes; Eurotiales; Aspergillaceae.
AUGGCAGCAUUCGCCCUAGGGAGUCAGUGGGCACCCCUCGAGAGACCACAUGGAUCGGCCAUCAGCCUCCAUCGUGAUAAUGAUGAUUUGGGUCGAGUCUUCUAUAACCAUGGAAAGUCUCUCAUUCCCGACAUCAUUGACAGGCCAUGUCUCCGAUCUAUCCAAGCACCCUUUUUGCUGGGUGUGUAUCUAAUGCCAGCUAGUGCGAUUGGAUCAUCAUACGUCUAUAUGGGGCUGGCACUGCGCAAAGCGCUAGCAUUUGAUCUUCAUAUUGACCAGGACGAUCAAGUGAUCAAUGACCGGGAGAGAGAGGUCCGACGUCGGUUGUGGUGGUCAAUAUAUUCUCUUGAAAGAUGCACCACUGUCAAGCUCAACAGGCCUCGUUCUGUCGGUAUCGACAAAUAUGACAAUGUUCAAUUUCAAAUGGCGUACACCCGUUUGAUCAGAAUACUGGAUCAGAUCGCCGAGCCUGGAGGGUCAUUAAAUGAAACAACAGAGCAGUCACGCGCUGAAAGUUGGGAAUCUGAUCUUAGGCAGUGGAAGAAAUCACUACCACCAGAUUUCAAGAUUGAUACCAUGCACCCGAAAGACUCCAGAUACCGCACAAUAUUUCACCUAUAUCUCAACUAUUACUAUGCAUGGAUCACAAUCGGUAAAGUAGCACUUGUGACCGUCGCCCGAACAAGCCCUCGCAGUCAUUUACAGCCAUGGUCAAAGCCGUCUGAAGCAAGUGACCUCAUUGUGAGGCAAUCCCGAUCCUGCGCAAAGGCAGCCAGAAAACUUCUCCUGUUAUUCGAAAAUCUCACGAGCACCGGCAAUAUCACUCGUUUCUCAUUCACGGACUUUCAAGGAUGCAGCAUCGCAACCAUUGUGACACUGGUGGCUGGGAUCAUGGAACGUGACUCGGGGUAUGAAGCCCGGGUUACAUUUGGUCUUGAUUGUCUCCGCAAGAUGGCCACUGGGAAUAUCACAGCUAAAAUGGGAGUGAAAUUUGUCGAGGCCGUGCAGUCUAUAACGAACGAGGCUGCGGCCAAAAUCCACCGAGCAUCAUCUAUUCAUACAGAAAGCACAGAGGAUGCUCAGAGCUCAGCUUCUGCAUCUGAGUACCAUCAAUGGGCGGCAUGGCACGCUGAGAUGGAACCUUCUCAGACAGAAGAACAAGGCGUUAUUCCCUACAGAGGCAUCGAGGUAGAACCCAAUGUGCCUUACUCAAACACACCUCUGUUGCAGUUAGGGCAGUCAAAUGUCCCGAAUACCUCUGGUUGGAAGACUCCAAAUGACCAAAAUUUUUCAGAAACUUCGCUCCUCCCUCAAGACCUCGCACAUGGAUCAACGAUGGCGUGGGGAAUACAGUCCACAGAUGAUGAUCACUUGUCGGCUCUGCAAAAUGAUGACCCAGCAUUCCUCAUGGGUCUGACUGGCACCAACAACAUCCAAAACAAUCUAGGCCAUAAGUCCUUUCACAACCCUCCUGUGGCUUUGUCCUCGCAAGCCUGGCCACCGCAAAUCAAAAGUGCUACGGCUCUCGGGAAUUCAAUCGCGGACCUAUCCGAAUACGAAUUGCCCGGCUGGAUCUACGUGGGUACGCCAACCGUCCCUCCCUUGCAGGCACUCAUGGCCAAUCCCUAUCCUGGUCCUCCUACUCUUCACGAGCCCGCAUCCGCCGUUGAGGAACUAGAUGACAUGGAGCCUGUCCUUACUUGUUCCGACCUUUGCGCCCAGCUGUCUAAAGCUGCUUCCACGGAGGGCAAUACCGUCGAUAUCACAACUGAUUCUUUCUUGACCACCAACCACCCGCUGUGGGCCCUGGAUACCUCUUCCAUUCCACUUGUAUAUUAA